Messenger RNA from Chaetomium strumarium, 1515 nucleotides. RefSeq names its product glycoside hydrolase superfamily. Gene Ontology annotation, biological process: carbohydrate metabolic process. Lineage: Eukaryota; Fungi; Ascomycota; Sordariomycetes; Sordariales; Chaetomiaceae. The coding region runs from base 1 to 1515 and encodes 504 amino acids. The transcript is spliced from 7 exons. Gene Ontology annotation, molecular function: chitin binding; hydrolase activity, hydrolyzing O-glycosyl compounds. The record is from RefSeq and is a predicted model, not a curated record.
AUGGGCCAAGCUUGCAGCUACACACAGGUUGCGGCGGGCGACGGAUGCUGGUCCCUCGCUCAGCGCUGCGGCAUUACGCAGGACCAGUUCGUCCAAUACAACGGCGCGGACAUCUGCUCGAAACUCCAGCCUCGCCAGUAUGUCUGCUGUUCCGAGGGCGUGCUUCCAGACCUCCCUCUGCCUAGCAAGCUCAUGGUGGGCAACAACAUCUGUCUCUCGACGGGCUCUCCACCGAUGCCCGCACCGCUCGACAAGGCCUCCUGCGGGCCUCAGGUCCCGGGCACGCCACGGCCGGCCAACAUGGACGAUCUGGCCAAUCUGAACCCCUGCCCCCUCAAUGCUUGUUGCAACGUCUGGGGCCAAUGCAGUAUCGACGAGAACUUCUGCAUCCCCAGUCCGGUCCCCGGCGGUGCCCCUGGAACGGCUACACCGGGUUCCAACGAAUGCAUCGCCAACUGCGGCUUGGACAUCAUUGGGAAUGAUUCCCCGCCGGCAGAGUACAAGCGCAUCGGGUACUGGGAGGGAUGGAAUGCUGACAGACCGUGUCUCAACAUGCGCGCUGGCAAUAUCGACACUAAGCGGUAUACCCAUAUCCACUUCGCCUUCGGCAACAAAACGGCCGACUACCAUGUCGACGUCAGCGGUCUUCAGUCUGCCUACAACGACUUCAAAGCUCUGGCCGGCGUGAAGCGCAUCAUGAGCUUCGGCGGGUGGACGUUCUCCACCGACUAUGACACGUACCCCAUCUUCCGAGAGGGAGUGACACCUGAACAGAGAUAUGCCUUCGCGCAGAAUGUCGUCAAUUUUAUCGUCAACGAAGGGUUAGAUGGCGUCGACUUCGAUUGGGAAUACCCUGGAGCCCCUGACAUUCCGGAUAUUCCGCCUGCGAGCAAGCAGAACGGCGAAAACUACCUCGACUUCCUCCGCAACGUCCGCCAGCUUCUGCCCAGUCACCUCACCAUCGGCAUUGCCGCCCCGGCAUCAUUCUGGUACCUUAAAGGCUUCCCGCUCGCCGAAAUAGCCAAGGUCGUCGAUUAUAUCGUUUACAUGACAUACGACCUACACGGUCAAUGGGACUACGAUAACCAGUGGACCUCCCCUGGAUGUCCCAAAGGCGACUGCCUCCGGUCGCACGUCAACAGGACCGAAACGGAACUGGCGCUGGUCAUGGCCACAAAAGCCGGGGCUCCGGCCCACAAGAUUAUUGUCGGCAUGCCCAUGUACGACCGGUCCUUCAAGAUGGCUCAGCCCGACUGUUGGGGCCCAGACUGCCACUUUACCGGGCCGGAGUCUGGCGCUGCGAAAGGCCGCUGCACGGGUACUAGCGGUUACAUCUCGAACUUUGAGAUCCGCGAGAUCAUCGCUACCAAUCCGAACAUUGAGAUGCACACGGAUGACAAUGGCGACAUCCUGGUAUACAACGGAGACCAGUGGGUUUCUUGGCUCUCCAAGUCAUCCUACGAAGCCAGAGAGAACUGGAUCAAGGGCCUAAACUUUGGCGGCGCCUCGAACUAG